AUGUCCAACUACUAUCCCCAGCAGCCCCAGCAGGCCUACUACGGUCCCCCUCAGGGUCAAUACGGUCCUCCCCAAGGCCAGUACGGUCCUCCUCAGGGCCAGUACUACCCUCCUCAACAACAAAUGGGAUACCAGCAAGGACCUCCCCCAUGCAGCAAGCACCACAGAAGAAGGACCGCGGAUGCCUGGCCUCCUGCUUGGCAGUGCUGUGCUGUUGUUUCGUCUGCGAGGAAGGCUGCGAGUGCUGCGCCGACUGCUGCGAGUGCGCAGAGGACUGCUGUUAAACACGCAACAAUAACCAUCUGGUCGAGCAUGUCAGAAAAUGGCGACCUGAACAGCCUGGACCACAAGCCCAUACACCAAGAGGAAAGAGCAGUGUGCAUAAUGCGAGAUGGACCAGUCGGAGGAGAGACGGCAUACACACGUCUUGUCAUCUAG
Molecule: messenger RNA, 438 nt
Organism: Aureobasidium musti
Lineage: Eukaryota; Fungi; Ascomycota; Dothideomycetes; Dothideales; Saccotheciaceae
Source: the annotation of a GenBank genome assembly